CUCAACGGUGCUGGAAGAGCAUGAAAUCAAGAGAAAGCAGAAGCGAGUAAACUGAUUCAAACAAAAAGCUCCUUAACAGGCCAAUGUUUGCUGCAAGAAAUUUACAGAGGCAUUGCUUGAAGUUCUCAUACUCUAUCCUUCAAUCUAAUCUCUCCAAGAAUGGUAUAUCUUUAGGACCUACAUCUCAUCAUGUAUCAAGCAAAGUAAUUCAGUCAGGCAGUGAAGUUACGUCUUAUUCUUAUGGCAAGCCAUUGAAUUCAUUCAAUAUAUCAUCUCGAACAAUGUCAACAUCAAAAGGAAGAAGUAUGCGGAGCAAGGUGGAAAGGCGAAUGCAGAAAGAGUCUGGUAAAACUCUAAGGGAGAUUCGUAGAGCUAAAAAAUUGAAAAAGAAGCUAAUGACUGAGGAGGAGAGGCUUAUUUACAAUCUUAAACGAGCCAAGAAGAAAGUAGCAUUGCUCCUGCAAAAACUCAAGAAAUAUGAGCUUCCAGAAUUGCCUUCUCCUCGACAUGAUCCGGAGCUCUUAACACCUGAACAGCUUCAGGCAUAUAAAAAGAUUGGUUUCAGGAAUAAGAACUAUGUUCCCGUUGGUGUACGAGGAGUUUUUGGUGGUGUUGUGCAAAAUAUGCAUCUUCACUGGAAGUUUCAUGAGACUGUUCAAGUUUGCUGUGACAACUUCCCCAAGGAAAAAAUCAAAGAAAUGGCCACAAUGCUUGCUAGAUUGAGUGGAGGUAUUGUGAUAAAUAUCCAUAAUGUGAAAACAAUUAUUAUGUUCCGUGGCAGAAACUAUCGCCAGCCCAAAAAUUUGAUACCUAUUAACACCCUCACAAAGAGGAAGGCUCUUUUUAAGGCCAGAUUUGAGCAAGCUCUUGAAUCUCAAAAGUUAAACAUAAAGAAAAUAGAGCAGCAGCUACGGCGGAUGGGUGUAAAUCCUGAGGAUCCAGCUGCCAUGGCCAGCAUCCAGAGAGUUGCUUCAACAUUCUUCAAUGCUAUUGACAAGAAAGAAGGGAGCCCUUAUGUUUUUCAUGAAGGCAAACUGUCAGCUAAAGAAACUGUUGAAGAUUUGGAAGAGCCAGGGCCUUCUAUUGAUAGUGACCAGGAAGAGCUAGACCGAUUCAUUGCCGAGAUAGAAGAAGCUGCAGAUAAAGAAUAUGAAGCUGAAGAGGCAAAAGAAAAAGAAGAACUUGGCAGAAUGAGGUAUUGGAACAGAGAAGAAUUUGGAGGAAGAUUCAGAAAAUUUGAUGUUUCUGGAAAUGAUGAUCAUGAUGAUAAGGUUAGAGGUUCAAGGUUUCGGCAGACUGCGCAUGCUAAGCAGCAGGCUAGUGAUAGUGAUGUUGAAAACAAUAUACUGUCUGAUGAUGAUGAUGAUGAUGAUGACUAUGAUGGGGAGUGGCUUGCCGAUCCUGACAGUAAUUCUGAUGACUUUAGUGAGGCUAAAGGCAGGUCCAAGGUCAGUAGGGUGGACAGGGAAAUAAGAAAUAACUUUGGCAAGACCCAAGGUAACGGAAGUUCAAAUAGAGACGAAGGUGAACUUAGGAGAAAUUCAACCAUAGAUGAUUCUGAAUCGGAAAGUAUGUUCAGUGAUCUUGACAAUGCAAUGUGGGAGUCUGACGAGGAAGAAAAUGAAUCAUCAAGAGAGUCAAGUGUCAGCGGUGAGCACAAUAGCAACUGCGAGGACAAGCACGCAUAUCAUACAAAGAGACGCAGGAGAAAUGGUGUGAGGCAUCAUGGGGUUGGAGGUGAUGAUUCUGAUCAAAACUGGGAUGGGUUUGAUGUUCCCAGAAAUGUGAGGGGGAAGCAAGGUAGGAUAGGAAGAGCUGUCAUAAACCAACGGUCGCUGAGUUUAGAACCUGGACCCGAAGAUAUAGCUGGUGAUUCGGAAAACAGGCUGUGGCAUUCAUCAGAUUCUGAGGAAGAGUUUUAGACCCAAUUGGAGGGUCAGUGGGGAUAGAGGGGCGGAAUGCUGUUAAAAAUAACGAGCCACAAGAGAGGCCCAAACGAGGAAGAUGGGGCUUGGGACAGUGACUAGCCCGUUAAGUGUCAGACCUUCAUUCCAUAGAUUUUGUAUGGCAAACUGGCUUGGACAAAUAAUGGGUCCAAAGUUAAAAGAGCACGCAAGCCCUUCGUGUUUGGGUUACUCAGUUGGUCCCUAUGUGGUCGAGAGCUUGCCUAUCCUUCCGGUAAAACAGUAAAUACCGUCUACGGAGAUCCUUCGUGCAUUGACACUUGGAUUUAGAAAUGGAAUAUCUGAGAAUAAUGUGUUUUUUAUUGUUUUUGACGGUGAAGGAGUUGAAAGUUGAAAGAGAUGUGGGGUUUUAUUUGUAUGUGGAAAAUGGAGAGUCCUCUCACCCUUAGUCACGCGUCAAUGGUAGUUUAGUUUUGUGAAGUCAAGCAAAAAUGGAUCCGCCACUUGCAGAAGACGCUUCGUUUAAUAGCAACGACCCAUUGUUAUGCCCUUAAUCCACGCGUCAACGGGCAUGCAGCCUAUAAUUUGUGAA
This is a messenger RNA of Prosopis cineraria, 2496 nucleotides long. RefSeq names its product CRM-domain containing factor CFM9, mitochondrial-like. The transcript has 4 exons. NCBI's taxonomy places the organism in Eukaryota, Viridiplantae, Streptophyta, Magnoliopsida, Fabales, Fabaceae. Gene Ontology annotation, molecular function: RNA binding. The record is from RefSeq and is a predicted model, not a curated record. The coding region runs from base 84 to 1922 and encodes 612 amino acids.